AUGGUUAAGGUAGAGCAGACUUUGACACGAGGUCGUUUGGCCUUACGGAAACGAAUAACAACAAAUUCCCAGCUUGCUCCGCGAGUCUUGCUGCGACCUACGGUAGAGGGUUUGCGUUUCUUCACCGAGCUGAAGGCGCAUCAGCAUUUAUUCAUGGAGGAAGGCGACUUUCUUGUUCAAUCGCGACAUUCGUCAAGUGCAACUCGGCAGCGGCUGGUCAUCGCAAUUCGUACAAAAGAUGCCAUAAAGCGAAUUGACCUCAAGAGAGGCGAAACUGGAAUUCGCUUAGGGGGCAAAACAUUUCCUAGUUUAAAAAAAAUGGUAGAACAUUAUUCAAGAGAACCGAUAGUGUUACAAGGUGGAGAAGAACUAUUACUUAAAAAAGCUGUUCCAAAAGGAAAAUACCAACUUGUCCAUAGCGAUGUUAGACUUCUCAAAAAGAUUGGUUCCGGUGCUUAUGGCACAGUAUAUCGUGGACAACUAAUUCGAGACAACAACAAGACAAUAGCCGUAAAAAGGAUUGACUCAGAAGGAACAGACGAUCAAGGUAGGAAGAGCUAG
Messenger RNA from Strongylus vulgaris, 561 nucleotides. The record is from the annotation of a GenBank genome assembly. NCBI's taxonomy places the organism in Eukaryota, Metazoa, Nematoda, Chromadorea, Rhabditida, Strongylidae.